AUGCAGACGGAGCAGCCCGUCGAGAUGGGCGAGAACGACCUUGACAGCAGCAGUAUCGCUAGCGACCCGACUGUUAAUGUGGCCAAGCCAGACACCUACAAGGAGCUCGUGGAGAAAUAUCCAGACAUGCGGUAUCAAGUUGGACGUGCUUGUGCCGUUGCUGGAUAUACAGACUUGUACCGGUCGCUGGAGCUUCUCCCUGAUGUCUCCAUCGCUGAAGAGGCGCGAGACAAUGCUCCCAGCGCGAAGGAAAUAUACUCUGAGAUCGUGUCAAGCCACGUCAGGUAUGCGGUGAUGGACGACUAUAAUCGUUCCGUAAACCUCGAUAAGCCGCGGCCCGGGGCACAGCUAAACGGCGACACUGUUGUGAGGUCAUCGCUUGACGUGACUAUGUCCAUAGAUGACUGGGUCAUCGACAAUGGCGAUGAGUAUUACAAUCGUAUAUUCGACAUUACUGAAGAGGGUGACAUCGGCCCCGAGACGAUGGGAGAGCUGGACCCAGCCCUGAAGCCUCACAAGGUCGAACUCCUCUACUCUCCGAUCCCAUACGACCUGCCGACAACAAACAAGGAGCUGCUGAUUCGCGUAGCAGCCUACCACGGCAAUAUCGACCGCUACGCACGCCUGCGCCGGCCUGGCGUCCGCAUGUCUGGCGGAGAGAAUUAUUACGUUCAGCGCGGCAUCUACCACAACAGCUUCUUCGCCAAGUGGUGGAUGCGAGAGGUCGCAAAUAUGACCAAGGGUGGCAACGAGACUGGCAUCCGCAUGGCAUCAACGCGCGGUUCAUCAUGA
Messenger RNA from Thyridium curvatum, 792 nucleotides. RefSeq lists its product as uncharacterized. The coding region runs from base 1 to 792 and encodes 263 amino acids. Lineage: Eukaryota; Fungi; Ascomycota; Sordariomycetes; Thyridiales; Thyridiaceae. The transcript has 2 exons. The record is from RefSeq and is a predicted model, not a curated record.